CGGUGAUCUUGUAUUCAGUUGAACUAGUUAUUUUUUGAAAUAUGAGUGUUAACCUAUUAUAAUGUACAGACCAAAUAAUGAUGAAGAUAUAUAAACAUUCAAAAAUACUUAUUUUAAGCAAUAUAUUUUGUUUUGUAUACUCCAACAUUUAGGAUAAUACAUUUAUUAUUUUUCGACAUUCCGACAUUCAUGUGAGGGACUUACCACAAUGAUUUUUUACAAAGGAUUAAUGCUUCUUUUAUUGGCUGCUGCCCCUGGAAAUGUCGCUUCCCUGUUUUGUUAUUCGUGUAGCAACGUUGAAAGUAUGGACCAUUGUAUAACUGUUAAAACAUGCGAAAGUGGCGAGACGUGUUUCACGCGCUUAGAGAAGAAAGGAGAUUCUGUUUCAUUCACAAUGGGAUGUACACGAAAUGAGAAUUGCGGUAACAUACCCGUGUACAAUAACGUAUCAAAGUUGAGCAACGGUCAACUAAUACAGGAAUGUUACGAAUGUUGCGGUGUUGGUCGGUGUAACAAUGACUUGUGCAAAUACAAAACACCGCCCCCUUGCAGUGACAUUCAAGAUAACUGUCCAUUCUGGAACGAGGCAUUCAACAUAUGUGAAGAGAUUCAUAAAGCUAAGCUAAUUUGUCGUAAAUUCUGCAAACUGUGUGAUCUAGUUGAUGGAAACUGGGCAGAUUGGUCGUCGUGGUCAUCAUGUGACGUUACAUGCGGUGAUGGAAAACACACACGCAUUCGAACAUGCACAAACCCUGCACCCGUAUAUCAAGGGCUAGAUUGUAAAGGAAGCAGCUCGGACACUAAACCUUGUACUCGACCGCUUUGUCCAGUUCAUGGGGGCUGGGAGGUAUGGUCAAGUUGGGAGUCAUGCCCUGUAACAUGCGAUAUAGGUAUACAGAAGAGACAUCGUUCAUGUACGAAUCCAUCUCCUUUACGGCAUGGCGACCAUUGUUUUGGAGACACUAUUGACGUGAAACUGUGCAAACAAAAACCCUGUGAUGCAUCGAAUGGAGGUUGGUCAAAUUGGGUCACAUGGAGUACAUGUAGCGAAUCUUGUGGUGUUGGAUUAAAAACCAGGUCAAGGUCAUGUACAAAUCCAGUACCUGGAACUCAUGGAGAUCAAUGUGUUGGAGAUCCAAUACAAGUAGGAGCUUGCAACGAAGAGGAGUGUCAAUCAGACUCAAGUGUGGCUUUCAACGCUUACUAUGUAACUGACUGCAGUCCAGCUAUAGGCCAGACAAUGAUUUUUUCUAAGACGCUUUUGAAUGAGGGAAAUGCUUAUAACACUUCGACUGGUAUUUUGUUGCCCCAAGAAAUGGAACGUAUACAUUUGAAGCACAAAUGUGCAUUAUUAGUCAAAGACACAUGCAGUUUGAUAUAAUGGUAGGAUCCGUUGUACAUGCGACUGCAUAUGGGUGUAAUUAUCACUACUACGAAUGUCAGUCGGCACAUGCAAUAGUAAAAUUAAAUUCGGGUGAUAAUGUUACUGUUCAGUGGAAAUAUUGGUCAUAUUCUACCAGAAACAUUAUUCCGCAAAGCAGUAAUUAUAGGAAUUCGUUUUCUGGAAAAUUGUCAAACCCAUAAUGUAUAGUUGAAAAAAAAAAAAACUUAAUUACUGAUAUAACCGGUCUGAUAAUAGUAAAAAGGCAAGAGGAAAUAACAUAAUCAUAAAAUCUUCUUGACAUUCCGUUGACGGAAAAUUUUCAACAUAUUCAACAUAUUCAAUGCCUUAAAAACGAGAAUUUAUCUUUUUUAUUGAUAAACCUUAAUUUUUUUCUUUAUUUAGGGAAAACAUUGAAACUGACAAUAAAAAUAUUAAUUUGAGAAAUUAGGUAUGACAAAAGCCACGACCGAACACUCUUUAUUUUAAUUUUAAUAUUAUUUACAAACACCCGUUUAUAUCAAAUAUUGCUUUCAAUAUGGUAUUUUAUUAAACAUUUUAUUGAUAAUUUUAUGACCUUAAAUGAAGAAUUCAUAUAUAUUAAUUUAUGCAUUUUUAUUGUAUAUUUUUAUUAUAUUGGUUAUGAUCUAACUUACAAUUUUAAAUUAUAUGCGUAAACUGCCAAUAAAGAAGGUCAAAGUCAUUCAUUAAAGCAGCACACAAAAUAUGUUAAUUAUACUAUUAUCUUCAAAACUGUUAAUAUCAGUUUAUUUUAGUUUUUAGGAGAUCCAUUUAACACAUUUGCUUAAAGUACGAUAUUAUUCUUUUACAUAUCUAUUAUAUUUGUUAAGUUAAAAAAUAUCAGAUAUCGUAAAAGCGUGUUUAUGUGAGUAUUUUAAACUGUAUAGCAUUUUUAAAAGGCCAUUUUUGAUGUAUCACUGUAUAAUUAGAGACACUACAUUACUCCAUAUAGCUUUAAUAUCUAAAAGAAUUAACUGUUUUUGUGAAAAUUGAAUUUAUUGUCUUUAUGAAAUAUGUAUAUCAGAUUUAAAAAUAUUUUCAUGUAAUUAUAAUUUCUAACAAUGUAUCAAUGACUAUUUUACGUAUUAUUAUCCCUUAUAUUGUAUAAUAAUACCUUUUAAAUAACUGUCUUUGCAUUUUUGUCUUUAUAUAAUAGGUAAAUGUCACAUAUUCGUUUCGUGGCUUAAAGAGUAUCACUAUGUAUAUCAGAUGUAAAAAUGUUUCCAUGUAAUAAAAAAUUCUAACAAUGCAUCAUGAUCAAUGACCUUUUUACAUAUCAUUUUACCGUGUAUUAUCUUAUUGUAUGUAAUAUUUACUUGCACAUGAUACAUAGAAGAUACAGUAACCAAAACUAAUUUCUCCAAAAAGUGUGCACAUCCUAACAUAAUAGUUUCCAUCUCAUCAAAACCUAUUACUUACUUUUGACAAGAAGAAUUGCCAAUCGGAAGAAGAGAAAAAAUGUUAUUUUACGAUAAAAGUAUUAUUAUUAUUUCAUUAUUAUUUUUUCUUGAUCCUUUGAUAUUUUUUUAAUUAUUAUUUAACAAUGUUACCUCAGUACUUAAUAUUUGUUAUUGAGUCAAACAUUAUGAUAUUUUUGGGAAAUAAAGGUAGUAACAGAC
Ruditapes philippinarum (Manila clam) is the source of this 3021-nucleotide messenger RNA. RefSeq names its product coadhesin-like. Gene Ontology annotation, molecular function: protein binding. The transcript has 10 exons. NCBI's taxonomy places the organism in Eukaryota, Metazoa, Mollusca, Bivalvia, Venerida, Veneridae. Bases 209 to 1381 code for a protein of 390 amino acids. The record is from RefSeq and is a predicted model, not a curated record.